AUGCAGAUCAGGCCCACCCUCUGCUAUGUUGGCGAAGAGCUCUUGCAGCGCGAGAUGACGUUAGAGAUGAUUCUCGAGGAAAUUGUGGAGGUUAUCGUCACGCGCCACCAUGACUACUGUUUGCAUGCCGGCGUCAUCAUGAUUUCCGACGAUUUCUUCCCCAAGCUGUAUCAGACCAGACUGCUCCGCCUCUUGGAUAAGAUGGGGCAAAAGAGGACCGAUGGGAUUGAUGGCCUGCCGACGUUUCCGUUCAUGGAAGCAGAGCGGGUUGUCGCUGCUCUUGUUGCGCGACGCCUCGCGUUGAGAGGGAAAGAGGGCAAGCGAACCGUCACCUGCUUCGAGCAGCAUCCACAUAGCUUGAGGCACAUUGCUUUGAGUCCGAUGCCGACGGUGCUGGACUGCAAGCUGGGCUACUCAUUGGGUCAUGUUGCAGGGGCUCUUAUCGAACAGCAGCAGACAGGCUACAUGGCGAAUGUUCGAAACAUCCAGAAGGACACCAUAGAUUGGCAGCCGUGUGCGAUCCCGCUGGCACGGCUGCUAAAGCCUUCUCCGGAUGGUCCGCAGCUGGAGCCUAUUGCCAAGCGGCGGCAGUUGAACAAGCAG
Symbiodinium necroappetens is the source of this 603-nucleotide messenger RNA. The record is from the annotation of a GenBank genome assembly. NCBI's taxonomy places the organism in Eukaryota, Dinophyceae, Suessiales, Symbiodiniaceae.